Molecule: messenger RNA, 1329 nt
Organism: Pelodiscus sinensis (Chinese soft-shelled turtle)
Lineage: Eukaryota; Metazoa; Chordata; Testudines; Trionychidae
Source: RefSeq, a predicted model, not a curated record
CUGCCUGACCUGGUCUGUGGGCACCUCUGGGUGCAGCUCCCCAGCAGGCACCACCCCGCCCCACAGCAGCACAGGUUUUGCCGCCCUCCCCCCCAUUUCCUAUGCAAUGGCCUGCAGGGAUGGAAAGGUCCUGAGCAGCGGCCGUUGACCAGCAGCCCAGCGGGUUUGGGAGCCAGGAAACUGAUCCGGGGCUUCGUCCCAACCUGCCGUUUGUUCGGUCCCCUCCUUGGCAGACUCCAGCAUCACCUUGGACGAGGCUUCCCCCUCUCAGGGUGACCCCAGCUUCCAUCUCCUGUCUGCCAAGGGGCUGCGCUGCCGAAGGCAGGCCUAGAGGGGGCUGAGCAAGGAAGCAGCCAUGACCAGCUCCCCCGUCUCCAGGGUUGUGUACAAUGGCAAGAGGAACAGCAGCCCUCGUUCCCCGAGCAACAGCAGCGAGAUUUUCACCCCAGCUCACGAGGAGAAUGUGCGCUUCAUUUACGAAGCCUGGCAGUGUGUGGAGCGAGACCUUCACAGCCAGAAGGGCAGCGAGAGGGGCCUAGUGGAGGAGUAUGUGGAGAAGAUGCCAAACCCCAGCCUAAAGGCAUUUAAACCUGUUGACUUGAGCGAUCUGAAGAGGAGAAACACACAAGAUGCUAAGAAAUCCUAAGGCAGGUUCUGCUGCCGAUUGGCUGAUGUCCUGAGGUCCUCAAGCAAACUUAAUUUGAAGAUUUUUGUGUUGAUUUUCUCUGGUCUGUGCUCUGCCUGUGGAAGGGCUGGGCAGCUUUGGGGCUGGCUCUGAAGCUGCCCAAGUUGGAACUCCACUGCGGAUGCCUAGAGCAUGUUGUACUGGACUCCUGCCCCUUCCCUGUAGCUUCACGGCGGGCUGCCUUCCUCUUCCGUGUGUUGAGACCACAAAGUCAGCUUCCUCCUCCCAGCUGUGCCCUUGGCUGCUCUGAUGGCUGCCGAGUGGGUGGUGUGGUCCCCUGGGCUCUGGUGCUCGGCGGGCAGAGCUGAGUGGCUGCGUUUGGGCCAGUGGAGGCUACCUGGCGUUCAUCCCUUCCCCUGGCAUCAAGGAGCAGGUUGGCUGUGGAGAGGUUGUGGAGCAGGUGGGCAUGGUCAGAGGCUGGAGGAGCAGCAUGCCGUGUGGGUCCCAGCUUAGUGCCCCUUGCUGCUGUGUCUCCAGGCCAGCAGGUCGGCAGGCCUUCCCCACAGACUGGCCUCUCACCCUUCACCUCGCCUCUCCCCUCGUCAAAUAGGAGGAGGUAGUCUGAGCCCUUGGCACUUGGUUGCUAACAGCUUCAGGGGCUGUGGGACUCCAAAGAACUGACUGGCUCUUCCCCGGCCUGGGUG